UCCGCUCUGCUAACGGGCGUUCAGGAUGCGCCGGUUCGGGGGGAAAGCAGAUUCAACCAAACCGAUCAUGAAGUUCUGUAUAAGUGAAUGAUCAAUUUCAAAUCCUCCGGAUCGAUCAGCGGGGCUGUGCACGCCACUAAAGAAGCCAUGAAUCAACAGAUUUUACAGGCUGUAUGUGAUGAGGACACAAUGUCCUCCAACUCUGUUGGGAUGUCGGAUUUGUCUGAUGAGAUACUGCUGUGUAUCCUCCACCAUGUCCCAGUGUGUGAUCUGCUGAUGAACGUGGCAAAUGUCUGCCAGAAGUUGCACACAUUAUGCCACGAUAAAACCCUGCUCACCAACGUCAGGCUGUCUGAAGAAUAUCUGGCUGACGAUCAGUUGGUCCGCCGAACACUGAAGCAGCUGUCCAACCAUGUUCAGUCUCUGAGCCUGAAUGGCUGCUACUGGUUGUCCGGUUCCACCAUGGAGCACCUUGCACGCUGCAGAGGAGUGACGCAUCUUGACGUUACCGGCUGUCGCCUGACUUCUCUUAGCCUGUCACGUCUCCUCUCCUCCCUGUCUUUACUCAGAUCACUUGCUUUUGACGUGAGGCCAUGCUUCAACUCGGCCCUGCUGAGUUCAGAGGCCGUGGAUUCACUGAGCCGCCUGACGGAGCUCAGACAGACUCUCUUCACGCCAAGUUAUGGGGUGGUGCCCUGCUGUGCCCAGCUGCGCAAGCUGAUGCUGCAGUUCGACAUCCCAGAUGUGACCAGAGAGGGCGUUGGUGUUUGCUGUCAGUUAAUGGUUGGUCAGAGCAGUGUGCCGCAUUAUGAGCAGCUGGAGGAGUUCACCGCAAGGCUGGCUCCGGGAGAGGUCAACCAGACCUUACUGCUUCUUUACCUGGCAGUAUUCAGCGUUCACAUUCCGAAGCAUCUCAGAAUUUUCCUGGUGUCCAUUCCUGGUCCAAACCCGGCUCACUGGCCAGCCGCUCCCUCUCUGGCUCAGAGCUUGGGUGAACGAGGAGACCUGGUGGCCCUGCAGCUCCCUCGGUCCUGGUUAGAUUCUUUGUCGCUGAAGAGAGCUCUGGAGGGAAACAGUCCCAAGCACCUGAGCUUCAGCCGCUGCCCGGCUCUAUGGCCCCAGGUGUUCCAGUCGCUGCUGAACGGAGGAGUCAGAGAUGCCACGCAGCUGAUCAGCCUCAACCUCAGUGGGAUAAACCAUGUUCCUUACUCCGAGUGCAGGAGUGUGGAGGAUCAACUGGUUUCUGGGACAGUGAGCCAGUUGGCGGCAGCCUGCUGCAACAUUAAACACUUAAACCUGAUGCACACGCAUUAUCAUCAUGAACACUCAUCUGGGCUAAAUGGGGAGGCACACCUGUGUGCCAGCUUGGCCAGAUUCAAACGGCUUCGCUCGCUCACUCUGCCUGCAUGUGCUCUGUCAGAUGGCUUAAAUACAUCCAACAUCUCCACACGCAACCCGGCUCUCUCUCCGUUGUUCCAGGGCUUGAAGAAACCGCCGCGCGUGGGCCUUCAGACUUACAAGCCUGAUUCAGAGCCACCUCCUUCAGGGAACGGCACCUCAGGGUUGGCCUUGCUCACUGCCGGCUGUCCUUUUUUGGAAACUUUUGAGCUCAUUGGUCCAGGAUUCGCCUCAACGCUUCCUCGGCUGGAGCCCUGCUCCCGAGCCAGCGUGGAGCCUCGCGGUAUGUGUGCAUGGGCACGAGGAGUUGGCGACACGCACUUGGCAGCACUUGAGGCGUUGCCUCGAUUGCAUCGCGUGACUCUGGCUGGACUUCCUGGAGUGGUCAGAGGAACGGGACUGGUACAGCUGACCCAGCAGUGCAGAGACCUAAGAGUGUUAUCCCUCGCCAAUCUGGGAUCCCUGAAAACUAUGAGUUACACAGCUGCCUUGUUGGACGCACUUAAGCAGUGCACUCAGUUGCAAGAACUCAGGUUAGAGCAGCCUUACCUAAAUGCCAAUUCAUCUUUCUUCGAGGCUCUGUCCUGCUGCUCUCGCCUCCAGCGUGUCUGUCUCAUCUCGCGUAGCGGCACCUUUGACCCAUCGGCCACAGAGACCUUCAUGGAGAAUUGCUGCCACGUCAUCAUGUGCCACAUGUUCAUGGGUGGCACCUUGGUGGCUUGUCGGACCCUGCAGAAAGCUCUGCUGGAUAGAUUUUCAGUUGAGCGCUCAGCUCUGAGUGUGGCCAUCUAUCCGUUACAACACGAAGACUUGCCGUCGGUCAUCAGAGGGAUUCCACUAACGCUGCUGGAUCAGAUAACUUUGUUUCAGAGCCACGUGGCGCAGCCACCACAUUUAUCACCACUGUGACAUCAGGACAACGCUUAAUAGUGAAUGUUGCUGGAAAUAAAAUUUCACAAAUCAAAGAUGGUUAUCCGCCCCUCAGAGUUCUUAUUGUGUGUUUUAUCAGCAAACCGUUCAAGCUGCUCUACAGCAUCACAUCAGCUGUGAUUGUUUACAUUUGUUUGACACAGUAAUAAAGGGCCUUCAAGGGAAUUUCAUCCUUUUCAGACUUUAGAGUUUGGUUCAUUGCUUCAGGACAUUUCCUAUGUGCUAUUAUAAAUAAUUUAUCUUUUCAGGUUUUAGUGUUACAUUUAAAAUAAGUGCCAAAAAUAUAAAUUGUGUUGUAUGAUUUUUAAUUUUUUUUGAGGAUGUGAAUCAAUGACCGUGUAAUAAAUUCCCAUAAGUAGUUUUUAA
Molecule: messenger RNA, 2694 nt
Organism: Cololabis saira (Pacific saury)
Lineage: Eukaryota; Metazoa; Chordata; Actinopteri; Beloniformes; Belonidae
Gene: fbxl18
Product: F-box and leucine-rich repeat protein 18
Exons: 7
Coding region: 88-2307 (739 amino acids)
Biological process (GO): SCF-dependent proteasomal ubiquitin-dependent protein catabolic process
Molecular function (GO): protein binding
Source: RefSeq, a predicted model, not a curated record